AAAACUUGGCCGAGGGCGGGCGGAGGCGCGCGGAGCGGGUUCCCUUGCUUUUGGAGCGUGUGGCGAGCGCGCCUGCCCCGCCAGACAGCGCCCUGCCCCGGCACAAGAUGAGCAACAACCAGUUCAACAAGGGACCCAGCUACGGCUUGUCGGCCGAAGUCAAGAACCGGCUUGCGCUGAAAUACGACCCUCAGAAGGAAGCAGAAUUAAGGACAUGGAUAGAAAGCAUCACCGGAAGAGACAUCGGCCCCGAUUUUCAGAAGGGGCUGAAAGAUGGUGUUGCACUUUGCGAGCUAAUGAACAAACUUCAGCCGGGUUCGAUAAGGAAAAUUAAUCACUCAGGCCUCAAUUGGCACCAGCUUGAGAACCUCUCCAACUUCAUCAAAGCCAUGAUGAGCUACGGCCUGAAGCCCGUCGAUGUCUUCGAAGCCAACGACCUGUUUGAGAACGGGAACAUGACCCAGGUGCAGGUGUCGCUCUUGGCGCUGGCUGGCAUGGCCAAGACGAAGGGGAUUGACAGCGGAGUCGACAUUGGUGUGAAAUAUUCCGAGAAGCAGGAGCGGUGCUUUGACGACGCGAAGCUGAAAGCCGGACAGUGUGUCAUCGGUUUGCAGAUGGGCACCAACAAAUGCGCCAGCCAGUCUGGGAUGACCGCCUACGGAACCCGGAGACACCUCUACGACCCCAAAAACCAGAUCCUACCUCCGAUGGACCAUUCGACCAUCAGCCUCCAAAUGGGAACAAACAAAUGUGCUAGUCAGGUGGGGAUGACCGCUCCGGGAACGAGGCGGCACAUCUACGAUUCGAAGCUGGGGACGGACAAAUGCGACGACAGCUCCAUGUCUCUGCAGAUGGGCUACAACCAGGGGGCCAACCAAAGCGGGCAGGUUUUCGGCUUGGGGCGGCAAAUCUACGACCCCAAAUACUGCCCCCAGGGGAACGCCGGAGAGGCGGCCAACGCGGCGCAUAACGACGGGAAUUCGGCGGAAUAUUACUACUACCAGGAAGGGGAGGAGCAAUGAGCCUGGGGAAUUGGGGGGGUGGGUCCCCCUCCGAUUUCCCCCUCCCCGGCAAAUCACCAUUGUACAGUUCCUGCCUCUUAAUUGCCACAGAUACUGCAAUCUUUACAUAUUUGCGUCUUUAAAAAGAAUGAGAGUCUUUUCUCUGCGUAGCAGAGAUGAAAACAGGCUCCCUCAGUCUCGGCCCUCCAG
Podarcis muralis (Common wall lizard) is the source of this 1211-nucleotide messenger RNA. NCBI's taxonomy places the organism in Eukaryota, Metazoa, Chordata, Lepidosauria, Squamata, Lacertidae. The record is from RefSeq and is a predicted model, not a curated record.